CCAAAACCCGAAGUGCCAAGCAACGUGAGAGUGGCAAAAGGCGCCUUUCCAGUUUCCAUAUACUACUUUAAGCCCGACAGUUAUUUCUCACCACAGUCGAGUCGAUCUCAAUCUCAAUUUUUCUGAUUGCAGAGCCAAAUUCUAAUAUCCCUGGUUUAACACCGUAUAGGGGGUGAAAUUAAGAGCUCACUCUUGCAGGCAUGAAAACAGUGGUGGGUUCUCCUUCUUCUAGUAGUUCUUCAAAGAGAAAAUUGAAACCAAAAACUCGAGAAAUUAGAAAGAAUCAAAUCAAUGUCAUAGAUCACAUAUCGGAUGAUACAAUGUUUGAGAUCUUUAAUCAUCUUUCUCUAAAACAAAAUUUUCAAUUGAAGCUCCUUUCCAAAAAAUGGUACUCUCGACUCUCUAGCCCUAAUUUUAUUAACAGGACAUUGAACGUAUGCACUUUCUUUUAUAGACUUCGGGCUGUCCGCCGUCGUCGUCCUCGUCCAUUUCCAAUCGUAUUUUCCUUACAUAGUGAUUCCUCUGAUCAUUUCAUAUCUGAUCAACAACAUAUCCAUCAAGGGUUUUCUUUUGAAUUCCUUCCGAAAAGCAUGCGAACACAACUAUGUCUUUUAGGUUCUAGCUGUGGUUUGGUUCUCUGUCGUUGUUCACACCCAGUAAUAAAUGAAUACCAGUUCUUCAUUUGUAAUCCACUCACCAGAAAAUGGGUUUGGCUACCCGAUUGUGAUGAUAGUGUUUCUGACGAUGACUCUCAUGUUUUGGUAUGUGAAUCGCCAUCGACCUCAAACUCUACUCCAACAGCUUACAAAGUGGUCCGUUUACCAGAAAUAAGGAUAUCAACAAAGAAAUUCUAUGUUCGAAUAUUCUCUUCUGAUACAGGUAAGUGGAAAAAUUACAAGGUUUUGUGCUCAGAUAAAAUCACUAUGUUGUACGACCACAACAGGAAGGUAGUUGGUGAUCAAAAUGGAUGUUUGUAUUGGAUUAUAGAAGGAAAUAAGAUCAUGGUUUACGACCUCAAGAGCAAUGUGGGUGGUUGUGGUGAAUGCUACCUAAUUGAUUUACCGAAGAAUGAAGAAGAAGAUGAUCAUAAUUCAGUCACCGCAACUCGAUCAUGUCUUACUGAGUCAGAAGGGUUUAUCUUUUACUUGCGAAUAGAUGGUAGACAGAUGAAGUUUAGUGUUUGGUUACUAGAGAUGGAAAAGGAUGAGUCAAGUGAACAGUGGUCCUGGAAAUUAGUUCAUAACCUUGAACUGAUUAAAAUGUUAGCAGGUUAUGACUGGGACAACACGAGGAUCACGCAUAUGAAACCUUUAGGUUUCAGUCCGAUGGAUACAUGUCUUGUGUUCUUACAGAGCGAAAAAUACAUUUUAAUGUGCAACAUCUCUACUGGUAGAUCAGAAUUGCUUUCGCUCAGCUCUCAAUUCCAUGGUCGAUUAUCUUCUUAUAGAUUUGAGGUGUUACCGUUUCUGUCUACUACAAUGCCGACAACAAUUCCAGGAUUACGAGAAGAUAGUUCUGGAUCCCAUAAAGUUUAAUGGGUAUCGGCAUACUAUUUCGGAAUGAUGCAGGGCAAUUUGUGGGAGCAAUGGGAAGGUACAUACGUGCAAAUAGUGUAGCUCAAGCAAAAGCAUGGGGGUUGUAUGCUCUUCAAUGGGCAUCUUAAUUAACAAAUCAUCUAUUAAGAAGAUAAUAAGCAGUUGAUGAACUGGCUUCACGACACCACUCAGGUUGUUCACUGGCAGAACGGUCGUGUAUUUGCCAAGUCUGUAUGUUUGUUAAAGGUGUUGUUGUUUUGUUAUACUGUAAAUAGAGCCAGGAAUGCGGCUGCAGACAAGUAUGCGUUGUGGUCUUGUUAAGUAUUUUCAUAAUUAAGUUGGAAUUUCUUUGCUCA
Messenger RNA from Papaver somniferum (opium poppy), 1891 nucleotides. Its product is annotated as F-box protein At3g26010-like. NCBI's taxonomy places the organism in Eukaryota, Viridiplantae, Streptophyta, Magnoliopsida, Ranunculales, Papaveraceae. The transcript has 2 exons. Gene Ontology annotation, molecular function: protein binding. The record is from RefSeq and is a predicted model, not a curated record. The coding region runs from base 201 to 1535 and encodes 444 amino acids.